Asterias rubens (European starfish) is the source of this 4231-nucleotide messenger RNA. Its product is annotated as extensin-like. The record is from RefSeq and is a predicted model, not a curated record. The coding region runs from base 180 to 959 and encodes 259 amino acids. Lineage: Eukaryota; Metazoa; Echinodermata; Asteroidea; Forcipulatida; Asteriidae. The transcript is spliced from 5 exons. Gene Ontology annotation, cellular component: cytoplasmic vesicle membrane.
AUUAUUGCAUUGCCAUGAUGUUUUGUGUACAAAGUGUGAAUGACAAACAGUUGUUGUGUGACCGUGCAGUUUAGAACGCGCAAAAAACUGUUAAAUCACUACUGCCUUCCCAACUCAGUUCAUUUGCACGCCCUUUUUUGACAUCGAAGAUUUUCGGAGGAACAUUUUUACAACAAAACAUGGGUAGAGAUAAUAAUGCCUGGAGUGUCUUAUUUUCGUUUCUUUUUAUAUUCGUAACACAGGUUAAUGCAGAGCUGUGCCCAGAUACAGAUAACGUUUACUGUGACUACGGCCAAUACUGCUGUGGAGGGUCGUUAUGCUGCACUGACUAUGACGGGGGAUACUACAGCUAUGGCUUCUGGAACAUCUGGUAUUUCUGGUUCAUCGUUUUCUUCAUUUUGAUGACAUGCUGCGGAGGUUGUGGUUUCUACCGUCGCCGCCAGGCAUACAUGAACGGCAACCGCAGCACCAUCAUCGCCGGACCUGGCACCAUUAUUCCACCCCCACGAGGGGGCACUAUACCCACGGGGGCUUACCCCGCUCAGCCGAUCUCAACUGGCCCUCAGAGUUACUACCAAGGUCCUCCUACAUAUGAUGAGGCGGUGAACAAACCCUACAUGUACCCAAAGACAGAACCCUACGGCCAGCCACCAGUGAUGCCAAUCAAUGGAGCCACACCCUACCCACAAGCCAACCCAGCGUACCCCCCAACCUCGCCCAACCCUGCCUACCCCCCAGCUGCACCUAACCCAGCCUACCCUCAAGCCGCUCCCAACCCAGCCUACCCACCAACCUCGCCCAAUGCUGCAUACCCCCCUACCACUGGGUAUCCUUACCCUGCUACUACUGACACGCCCUCCAAUCCUACUGCCACGCCCAUGCCGGAACCUCCACCCUAUAUGGAGACGGCGAGCAAUGCAACCCAAGCCUCAGCUCCAGUUGAUCCCGUGGCCUCAUGAGUAAUGUAAAGGCAAUAGUACUUUUUUGAUAUAUUAUUGUUGUCGGACUGGCAAACUACUUUUAUUGUAAUAUUUUUCCUGUUAUAACUGUGCAAGUCUCGCAUGUAUCGAAAAAUUAGAAAAAUAACUGGAUCGAAGACAGUAUUUUCCUAUACACUUUGAGUCUUCUUUUGAAAUUAUAUAUUACAGGUACUUCAAAAUUCUUGAAAUUAAAAUUACCCACACCACUUUGUCAUAGAUACAGUUUCAACUUUUUUUUUUAAUGAAAAUAUUAUGUUAUAGUAACCAUUGAAACACAAUUUUAAACAUAGGACUAGGCGUUAUUUAAAAAAACAAAAACAUUUGGCAAUUAAACCUGAAUUUGGGUGAUCAUUACAUGAGUUUGGUAAACAGCUUGGUCAGUUCUCUGUUGGGCAAAAGUAACUAGAAACAGAGGUUGAUUUCGUUGAUUUGUUAAAUUUACUGUACUUUCAUAUAUUUCAUGGCAAAAGGUUACUUUCCGACCUGUUACGAUAUAACUAAUUUGUACAGCCAUAAACUAAAGAGUUUGAAGAAAUGCACCCAUACACAUGUAAAACACCAUAUGGUUGGGACCAACUUGGUCCCAGAAUGUUGAAUCUGCGCGAGACUUGCACACUUGUCUAUUGAAACAAAAGAAUUUUUGGUAACGUUAGAGACAAAUUUCAACUUUUAAUAAUGUACUUUGCAACUGGUGUGCGGUAUUUUUUCAAAGUACAUGUUUAUUUUUAAUUUGAAAUCUUCGCAAUUUUUACACAGAAAUGUUUGUACGAAGCCAUCUUGUUAUGCAGUUUUGGGUUCAAGUACAUGUAUACAGCUUUGUUGAUGGGUGGAAAAUCUGGUUUAUCACUUAAAACUUUACUUCCCAAAAUGGCACAACCAAUAUUUUCAAGUAGUGAUGAAUUCAGGUGAAUUGGGUCGGGAGAAGAGAUUUAUUCAUUUGAAUUUUUGCUAUAACUUGAGACCAAUUCAUUUGUGCCUUAUCAAAAUAACCACAUUCAAUCUUGCUCAUGAAAUAAUAAAUAAUAAUAAUUAACCAUUCUUAUAUAGCGCAUAACACAUAGAAAUAAAACAUGUCCCUAAGCGCUCUGAAACCCAAACAACAUAUAAACAAUAUGGGUGACUAAAAAUACAGAGCGCCCUCUUUGGUUGGCAGUUUCCCCAAAAGAAGCGGUCGACUUAAAAUAAUUUCACUCUCAACUCAAAACGGGAGUAAAUUGUUAAAAAAACAAGAACAGUUAUAAAACAUACCCUUAUAUAAACUUUUUGUCCAGACAACAAUUCAAAGACAAACUGUCUGUUUGUUUCUGUAAAUAUUUUUUGAUUCAUGUAUUAAUGACUAUACAAAUAUUUGGUAAAUAAUGCCUGGAAGUGUAAACAAAGGGUGUGUUGUUGAUUAGGAUAAACAACAUGUACGUAUUUUUAAUCUUAUAGUGUGGAGAUCUAAUAUACACCAGAACUAAUAACCGGACAUCAUUAGGUUAAAAAUAUAUCUGUGUUUAAAUGAGUUAUUUAGAGACUUUGAAUUGUUUUGUUUGGGCCAAAUCAUUUGGUGAUCUGACGUGGGUUUGCAUUAUUUUUUUUCUGAAUGUGGGUCGGAAUUACACUGUUAACUAUUGCAAUGGUGAUGUGUGUUUGCGUCUGAUGUAUAUAUACGGAUAUACUGUAUAAAAUAAUUUGUAUGUUAAUUUUUAUAUUAAUUGGGGAAUUCAACUGAAGCUUUAAACAAAUCUCUGAUUAUCAAUUUCAAUUGGUAUGUAAUUUAUCUGGCAAUUUCAAGCCAAUAUUUAUGGGUGAAUAUAUGGAUCAGUCGCUGUAGAUUCUUGCAGUCAGGCUUUAAUCCCACCUUUUGGCUGUCAGAAGGCUUGUCCAAACUAUUAUUAAUCUUGACUAGUCCUCAUCCCAACUUAACUUAAUCCAAACCACUAUCACUAGCACUGGACAGACAAAUGAAGAAGGUUUCAACAGUCGUCAUAUAAGUACAUUUACAUCUUCUUCCAUUAAUCACAAAUUCUUUUUUAAAUAUGUACAUGUGAAAUGCAAUUUAAUAUAAUUCAAUGGUUUGAAGUAGUUUCUUCAGUACUUUUGCUUCCUUUCCAAGUUUACACUAACACUACCACAAGCUCGGAAAAAAACUUGUCUAUGACCGCUAGUUGCGACAGACUUCAACCCAGAAUCGGAGUUGAGUUUACCAAUUAUUUGUAAAGGGUGAGUGUUGAGUACAGGCUCGGAGAAAGUACUAGAAUAAUGAGGACAAGGCUUAGGAACUCAGAAAGUAGCUUCUUAACACAGCGGAAGAUGUGAAGUGAAAUUUUCUUUAAAAAAGCCCAGAUGAACGGAGUUUCACAUCAUAGCCUUUGUGUCCUGUCGGGUCUUGAUUUCCCAAAGCGCUUUAGCCCUUUUCACGGUUCUCCACCUACUGUAAAAGCGCCAAAUUUCUGCUCUGGCUGUGUUGGCGAAUAAUAACAAGUAACGUAGAGUAAGCAGGCAAAAAUUCUCUGCUCACCUGUGAAAUAUGCUAACCGUAAGCAAGAGCGGCCCAAUGUCAUAAAGCUGUUUAGCAGAAAAUACUGCUUGACAAAUUUCCUUGCUUAGAAAAAAAUUAGUGGGGCACCAGCCACAACAAUCUAAACUUCAUGUAGUUUUGGCUGCUAACCUUUUUUCUGCUAAGCAAUACUAGUCUAUGCUUAGCAAGUUUUUGUGCUUACAUGCUUUAUGAAUUUGGGUUCUGGACACUCUUGUGCAAUAACAAACAUUGUGACUGGUGUAAAUACAGAGACAAGGCUUUUAAAGACCUCAAGUUGAUGAAGUAAAAAGUAGAACGUUCUUGAAGUAUCUACCAUUUAAGAGGUUACCCCAACCACCUUCCUCACAGGAACUUUGAACCACAUUUUCCUCGGAUCCUUCGAAUACCUGAACUGUGCUUAAGCAAUUUGUUUGAUAUUUAAUUUCCCUAUUAAUGUAUAAAUUUCUUUUUAAAAUAAACUAUCGGUGUUUGUAGAGAAUUUUUCUGUAGAUUUCCAGUGCAAAACUUGUACUUUUUGCAAUCUAUCGAGCACUGGAUUUGCUUGUCUACUUUUGACUGACAAAUUUAACGUUUGUAUUUUGGCUGUAAAGCUUUGUAAAUUACGCAGUAUUGAUGAAUGUGGUGUAUAAUUCUUUUUUUGGCUGUAAAUUUUAUGGUUGCGACAUGUGUAAUCAGAGAUACUAAUUUUCCAGAAUAAAUUUACAUUAGUUUUAACAAGAGAAAAUAA